AUGAAGGCCGUCGAUCCAGUUAACGUUCCGUCUUCAUCUGCAGUACAGGUUGUUGGAUCAGACGGCUUUGUUCAAGUCAGAAAGCGAGACUUGGAAAGAUUGGAGGCAGAAGUCAGGACUCUACGAGAACUUAUGCCAAAAGUAAUCAAUAGUGACUUGAUUGAUACUAUCCAUGAAGAACGGUCUCUGGACGCAUUUCAAGAACUCUGUGAUCGUGAGCAGCAAGAAAGAGAGAAUUGUCUACAUAUUCAAACCAGACUAGAUGCUGCCCUGAAUGAGUGUCAGAAUGAGAAACAGGAGAAGCUGGUUCUUAAGCAGCAGUUAUGGGAAUGCAGAGGACAGCUUCAGCAGCAGAAAGACUUUUGUACUGAGCUGGGUGCUUCAUGUUGCACGUUGCUGUGGAGUGCAUCUCAGAAGGAGGAAGCCAUCAGAGACAUAUUGGCUAAUGGUAAACUGGAGGACUUUCUGAGCAUAGCUGGUCAAACAUUGGAGACUUUUAUCAAGCUUCUGGUUGAUGAGGCAAAGCCACAACAGAGUGACAACUCACACGAGCAUAAUUUUGUUCUGGCAUUGGCUGGUGUUGUUACCAAUAUAGCUGCUGUAUCAUGUGGACGUGACUUCCUAUCCUCUUCUGCCCACAUUCUCUUGGGUACUAUGUUGCAGCUGCUGGGCCUAAUGAAACCAGGAGUAUUUCCAAAACUCAAAGUGCUGAUGUUAAUGGCUCUCUAUAACACCACUAUCAAUGUAAAUGGACUGAAAUUCAUUAGUGAGAGGCCUGAACUUCUUCCUCUUAUGUGCCACCUUCUGGAAGACCCUGAUCCAGAAGUGUGCCUGCAGUCAUUGAGGCUCCUUCAGUCUUUAAUACUGGAAAGAGAAAUCAUGCCUGGCAUGGCUACUGACUUUCGACGCUCUUUCCCCCUCAGUCGUAUCAACCAUCUAGUUUCAAGCUGCCAUCCCACUCUCAAACAAACAGCCCAGGAGACACUGGAAGAUCUGGUUAGUUUUACAAACUCCCAAACUACAUUCACAGAGAAGGAGCAGUGUUUGGAUUAAAAAGGGCAGUCUAGGUUUAAUUUAGACUCUAUGGGUCUAGAUUAGAUUACUUGUCCAUGCCAUGACAGUUGCCCAUGUUCCUGGUGUAAUCAACCAAAGAAACCUAAUAAGGGAUUUUCAACAAAACUGAAGCAAUUUUAAGCUUCUUUUGUUGACAAAUAACCAGUUUUCAAUCUACUUAUAUUGUAUAAAGUCUUUUCCAUGUUGGUACAUUAUCUUUCAGGUUAUACACAAAAAGUUUUUUUUUUCUUUAAUCUGAUAAUCAGAUAAGUUCAUCUGUACAUCUUAAAAAACUUUACUUUAAAUUGCAUAAUACUGUUGUGUAUAUAAUAUUGGUGAAAUUAGGUAAUUCUUUCGAAAUAAAGCUAAGGUCAUAAAACAUUUUAUGAGACAUGAACAUAGGGUCUUUGAUAGAGAAGACAAAAAAUUAUACCAUUGAUUUUUGAUAAGAUACUUUUUUACUAUGGUGAAAGUAGGUAUCUCUAGUCCCCUUGUCAGUACAGAUUUUAUCACUACAAAUAGAGGCUAUAUUUGUAAAAAUGUUCAUACUUGCGCAAAAAUGAAUAAAUAAUUAAAACAACCAAACUACUGCUAA
Messenger RNA from Danio rerio (zebrafish), 1648 nucleotides. The record is from RefSeq and is a predicted model, not a curated record. Lineage: Eukaryota; Metazoa; Chordata; Actinopteri; Cypriniformes; Danionidae.